This is a messenger RNA of Chenopodium quinoa (quinoa), 2453 nucleotides long. RefSeq names its product L-type lectin-domain containing receptor kinase IX.1-like. The transcript is spliced from 3 exons. Bases 283 to 2259 code for a protein of 658 amino acids. The record is from RefSeq and is a predicted model, not a curated record. Gene Ontology annotation, cellular component: plasma membrane. Gene Ontology annotation, biological process: protein phosphorylation. Gene Ontology annotation, molecular function: protein kinase activity; ATP binding; carbohydrate binding. NCBI's taxonomy places the organism in Eukaryota, Viridiplantae, Streptophyta, Magnoliopsida, Caryophyllales, Amaranthaceae.
UCUCUAUAAUUUUUAACGAAAAACAUUAUUCACAAAUUAUAGUUUCAUUCUCCUUUUUUCCACAUGGGAUGGUUGCCUUGGCCUUUAUAUAUUAGAUGUUUAGGAAUUGAAAAACACUGGUAUUUUUUGUCGCAAUACCUUUGCAUUAUUAUUACCAGCACAUCAUUCAUAGCCUUAAGAAAAGGUUCAUCUAAUAGUACAACCAUCUCAAUAUCUCAUCUCAACAUUUCAAUUCCCAUCUAUCUCCUAAAAGGCUAAAACAAAUUAAACAUCUAAACAAAAAUGCAAAAAUCUCCAAUAAAAAUUCCAUACAUCCUUCAAAUUUCUACAAUAUUAUUCCUCUUACAACAACAAAAAUUACUAGUCACUUCAUUAUGUUCAUCUACAUGUGAUUGUGAUAAAAAUAAUGAUGUAACAUUCUCCUUUCCAACCUUCAACACUUCAAGCUGCAAACCAGAGGGUGGCCUUUUAUGCAUGGGAACAACCACCCCAGGAGAAGGGUUCUUGAAUUUGACCACGGCCAUACCGUCGAAUACCUCGUCGAAGACGUCGGGGUAUAUGUCAGUUGCUAGAGUAUUGUACCAUAAACCUAUACAAAUAUGGCCAGCUUCAUUUUGUACAAGUUUUUCUUUUAGAAUUUUCCCUGGCUUUAACCAGAUGAAUCUUUCUGGUGAUGGCAUAACAUUUGUUAUGGCUCAAGAUAAUAAGUCUCUCCCAAAUAUUAGCAAUGGCGCUUAUCUUGGUCUUCAGGAUCCAUUUCAAGGCAACAUCGAUUUCAAACAACUAGCAAUCGAGUUUGACACAUUCAAGAACGAAUGGGAUCUAGACGACAACCACAUCGGGGUCGAUUCAUUAAGUGUAAUGAAAUCUCUAACAUCCCAGACCCUAAAUUCAUCCAACAUUGAUCUCAAGAGUGGGAAACAAAUCAAAGUCAAGAUAGAAUACAAUGGAUACGAAAAACAGUUACAAAUUUAUGUGAGUUAUCAAGGAAAACCAUUAAAAAGUUUCCUAAAAUUCCCAAUAAAAGUGAAAAAAUAUGUCCCAAAAUAUGUGUACAUAGGUUUUACAGCAUCAACUGGACUUGCUAGUGAGACACACCAACUACAUGAUUGGGUGUUCACUUCCACAAAAUUGCCAAACAGCACUUUGAGGGAUGACAAGAAGUUAUGCAUCAUCACUUUGGCAAGUGUUUUACCGGUUUUAGUGGUGUUAGUCCUCUUGUCAGUGCUUGCAAUUCCUGUCAUUCGACGUCGAAUUAUUGACAAGAGGGAGAUGGUUAGGAGAAUGGAAGAGCUUGAGAGGCAGUACGCUGCCACUGGCUCGGCUCCUAGGAUGUUUACUUACAAGCAGCUUGCUAAAGCUACUAAGAAUUUCAGCCAGGAUAAUUUGUUAGGAAGUGGUGGUUUCGGAAGUGUUUAUGAAGGGCAUUUUGUUGAUCCUCCUCAAACUAUUGCUGUUAAGAAGAUUUCAGCCACCUCUGAGCAAGGUGAGAGGGAGUAUUUGGCAGAAAUAUGUACCAUUGGGCGUCUAAGACACAGAAAUAUAUUGCAACUCCAAGGUUGGAGUCAUGAGAACAACCAACUUCUUCUUGUAUACGACUUCAUGGCGAAUAAGAGCCUUAAUGAGUUUCUAACAGGGCAAAGCUUCCUUGAUUGGAAAACGCGGCGCAAAAUACUUACCGGCUUGGCAUCAGCAUUGUUGUACCUACAUGAAGAAUGUGGGGAUCCGGUAGUGCAUAGAGAUGUGAAGCCUAGUAAUGUGAUGUUAGAUGCCGAGUUCAACCCCCAUCUUGGUGAUUUUGGGCUUGCUAGACUGCUUAAGAACACCGCGGGAGUCACUACAAUACUUGCCGGAACCCUAGGGUACAUGGCCCCAGAGUUGAUCUACACUGGCAAGGCAACAACUGAGUCGGAUGUGUAUAGCUUUGGAGUGGUGGCAUUAGAGGUUGUGUCCGGAAAGAGAUUUAACAACCUCAUUGGGGAAAAUUGCUUAGUAGACUUUGCAUGGGAUAUGCAUGCUAAGGGUACUUUGGUUGAGUGUGUAGACCCUAUGCUAAAUGGGGAGUUUAACAAGGAUGAUGCUGUCAAGGUUUUAAGUGUGGCACUUGCGUGCUUGCAUUUGGACUCCAACUUGAGACCGAAGAUGCGAAAAGUCGUCAUGGUUUUGCUGAAUUCGGAUGAACCUCUUAUAGAACUCCCUAGUACUCGUCCUAAAGGAGUUUAUGUGUCACUCCAAGGAAUUUCAAAUCCUUUUAUUUAGGUGUAUCAUUUUGUACAGCAUUCGGAUGAUCCUUCUCUUCUUGGUAUUCAAAUUGCCUAGAUUAAUCUUUGCCUUAAUGAAGUUUAAUUUGUUCCUAUUAGUGUACUUCAUAAUUCAUAUAUAUACCCUGAUAUAAAUUGUAUAGAUGAUGUAAAAUCAAACAAACUUCUAUUAAAAUAUGGUUGUUUCAUAUA